AUGGUCCUCUCCCCCCGCUUCACGCUCAACGACCCCUCGCUCCUCCUCUCCACGGGAUGGAUCAACGACGCGCCCGCGCGCUCGGGGACUAACCGCACGCCGUUCGAGGUGCAGGACCCCGCCACGGGCGAGGUGUGGGCCCGCGUCGAGAGCAUGGACGCCGCCGACGCCGACGCCGCGAUCCAGGCCGCGACAGACGCGUUCCCCGCGUACUCGGCCCUCCCGGCGCGGACCCGCGCCCGCCUGCUUCUUGAGUUUGACCGCCUCGUGCGCGAGAACAAGGAGGACCUGGCGACCCUCGUUGUGAUGGAGGCUGGCAAGACGCUCGCCGAGGCGCGUGCCGAGGUCGACUACGCCGCAACCUACUCCUGGAUCAUGGCCGGCGAAGCCGAGCGCAUCCAGGGCGACGUGCUCAAGGCCAACGAGAACCCCUCGCUCCGCUUCUUCACCAUCAAGCAGCCCAUCGGGCCCGUUGGCCUCCUGUGCCCCUGGAACUUCCCCAUCGCCAUUGCGCUGCGCAAGAUCGCGACGGCGCUCGCGGCGGGCUGCACGGUCGUCAUCAAGCCGUCGCCCGAGACGCCGACGACGACGCUCGCGCUCGCGCUGCUCGCCCAGCGCGCGGGCUUCCCCAAGGGCGUGGUCAACGUCGUCACUGCGUCGUCAGAGACGACGCCCGAGGUCGGCCAGAAGUUCUGCGAGGACAAGCGCCUCAAGAAGAUCAGCUUCACCGGCUCGACCAACGUCGGCAAGCUCCUCGCUGCGCAGUCGGCCAGCUCGCUCAAGAAGCUCACGCUCGAGCUCGGCGGUAACGGCAGCUUUAUCGUGUUCGAGGACGCCGACCUCGAGCAGGCUGCAGAUGCCCUUGUCGCCAACAAGUUCCGCAACGCAGGCCAGGUGUGCACCUGCGCCAACCGUAUCUUCGUCCAGGCGUCUGUGAUCGACAAGUUCUCCGAGCUCGUCAAGGCACGUGUCGCCAAGCUGAACACUGGUCACGGUCUCGACGCCGGCGUGACGACCGGCGCGCUGACGACUGAGCGCGGCGCCGAGCGUGCGGUAGGCCUCGUCGCCGAUGCGAUCAAGAACGGCGGCACGCUCCACGCGGGCGGCAAGCGCAUUGGCACAGGCUUCCUCUUCGAGCCAACUCUCAUCACGGGCGCGAGCAAGGACGCCAAGGUGUACAAGGAGGAGAUCUUUGGCCCCAUCCUGUCGAUUUACGCGUUUGAGACCGAGGACGAGGUGCUCAAGCUCGCCAACGCGACCGACAUGGGACUCACCAACUAUGUCUUCUCGCAGAACAUUGGCCGCGCUUGGCGCUGCUACGAGAAGCUCGAGAGCGGCACCGUCGCGAUCAACACGGCGAUCGCGAACGCUGCUGAGAGCCCAUUCGGCGGCAUCAAGGAGAGCGGAUCGGGCAAGGAGGGCGGGCUGGGCUACGGCGUCGACGAGUUCUUGAUUAUCAAGUCGGCCGCCAUGACUGUGUAGGCGCGUAGCAGUGGGCACAUGUAUGCAGA
This is a messenger RNA of Vanrija pseudolonga, 1511 nucleotides long. It is a transcript of the gene UGA2, whose product is annotated as Succinate-semialdehyde dehydrogenase [NADP(+)]. Gene Ontology annotation, cellular component: cytoplasm. The transcript is spliced from 4 exons. NCBI's taxonomy places the organism in Eukaryota, Fungi, Basidiomycota, Tremellomycetes, Trichosporonales, Trichosporonaceae. Bases 1 to 1482 code for a protein of 493 amino acids. The record is from RefSeq and is a predicted model, not a curated record. Gene Ontology annotation, molecular function: succinate-semialdehyde dehydrogenase (NAD+) activity. Gene Ontology annotation, biological process: GABA catabolic process.